UCCAGCAACCGUUGUUUUGCAACAUCAGCAAUGUCACCGACAAGUGUUUGUGUUUCAGUGUAGAGCUGGGGACAUUCUUGGUUCCCCGGCUUGCAACCGUCGAUGGUCGACGUCGAUCUUGAGUUCGUCGACAACUCGGUGCCGGUGCAGAGGUCAGUUGGGUGUGAGCGCGCCUAGGUUCGGAGCAGACAACCCCCCGGCUCGCUGGCGGGAUCAUCACAACAAGAACCCCGAGGACUUGCCCUGAGUUUCGAGCCCUUGCCUCUGCGCUGUAACAAGAUGAUACGGGUUUCGCUCGUUUUUGCCCUUUUCGGCGUCGCGGCUUCGCAAGACUUCCCCGGAGACUCGGAGCGACUAGUGCAUCUGAGCAUCGCAUACCGCCAUGGCGACCGAGCGCCCGUGUCGUUGUACCCGAAAGACGCCAAUAAAGAAUCGUUCUGGAAAAGAGGCUUGGGUGAAUUGACUAAGGAGGGAUGUCGGAUGCACUACAAGAUGGGCAGUUUUCUAAAGGCCCACUACUCGAAUUUCAUAACCGGCGAUCCCAAAGAGAUCCAUGUCCAAAGUUCUGAUAAGAACCGAUGUCUGGACUCAGCGUCUUGUCACUUGGCUGGAAUGUACAGACCCGCACCAGAGCAACGAUUCCUUGUUGGAUUGCCGUGGCAACCUGUGCCUGUGCAUACUAGACCGAAUGACGAAGACGGACUUCUGGCUCCAGGGAACAACAAUUGUCCUAACGCGGAUCGCGCCUACGAACUGCUCAAGACCACGCCUGAAGCAAAGCAGUCAAUCGAGAAGUACAAAUCACUGUACAGCAAUCUCUCAAGAUGGACUGGGGCGAACAUCACCGAUUGGGAGAGCGCUGGUCGCAUCUACGAUACUAUCAUGAUCGAGCGACUUUACGGUCUGAAUGUUCCUCAAUGGGCGAUCGACUCCUAUGACGAACUCGAAAAUCAGGAAGACUUGAGCUUCAUCUGGUAUGCGAAGUCACCAAUUCUCCAGCGACUUCGAGCAGGUCUAUUAGCCAAGGAAAUACUCAACAACAUGCUGCUGUCGGUGACGAAGAAUUCAAACGAUGUCCGCAUUCACAUGUAUUCUACGCACGACACCGAGAUCGCUUCACUUCUCCAACUGUUCGACGUUUUUGACGGGAAAGCUCCGAGGUAUUGCGCGACCGUACUCGUGGAGCUCUGGCAGGACGUCUCCGGUGGCAACUACUCCGUCAAGAUCUACUAUUCAAAUUACUUUAGCAUGAAUGCUCGAUUGGUUCUGAGCAUGCCCCUAGGCGAUUUUGAAGCGCGCAUCUCCAGCAAGCUCCCCGAGGAUUGGGCCUUGGAAUGCGGACGGAGUCAAUCGAAAGUCGCAGCCUCCGAUCUACGCUUCCCAACCUUCAAGAACCGAGGUCAGUGAGGAGUUGGAGCUGUGUUCUGAGGAGUCUGAGAGUGGGAAGUACAGCUGUACACUCCCGUGAACUCAUUUCAUGGCCCUUCCGGUGUGAAUGGUUUUUGUGUGAGGGGAUAUUUGUGGGAAAGCUCAAUAGAGUGAAAAGGAGGUUGUAAGAGCAAAACGCACUGUCGUAUCUGGUCAGUAAGUCGAGAAUAUGAAUAAAUGCGAUCCCGAUGGAUCGAUG
This is a messenger RNA of Galendromus occidentalis (western predatory mite), 1627 nucleotides long. RefSeq names its product lysosomal acid phosphatase. Gene Ontology annotation, biological process: dephosphorylation. Gene Ontology annotation, molecular function: phosphatase activity. The record is from RefSeq and is a predicted model, not a curated record. Bases 280 to 1407 code for a protein of 375 amino acids. Lineage: Eukaryota; Metazoa; Arthropoda; Arachnida; Mesostigmata; Phytoseiidae. The transcript is spliced from 6 exons.